This is a messenger RNA of Octodon degus (degu), 1752 nucleotides long. RefSeq names its product RAR related orphan receptor C (gene Rorc). Lineage: Eukaryota; Metazoa; Chordata; Mammalia; Rodentia; Octodontidae. Gene Ontology annotation, molecular function: zinc ion binding; RNA polymerase II cis-regulatory region sequence-specific DNA binding; nuclear receptor activity. The coding region runs from base 96 to 1655 and encodes 519 amino acids. Gene Ontology annotation, cellular component: nucleus. The transcript has 11 exons. Gene Ontology annotation, biological process: regulation of transcription by RNA polymerase II. The record is from RefSeq and is a predicted model, not a curated record.
UGCUCCCUCCCUCCUCCCUUCUCCCUCCCCUGGGCCCUGCUCCCUGCCCUCCUGGGCAGCCAGGGCAGCGAGGACGGCACCAAGGGAGCUGCCCCAUGGACAGGGCCCCACAGAGACACCACCGAGCCUCAAGGGAGCUGCUGGCUGCAAAGAAGACCCACACCUCACAAAUUGAAGUGAUCCCGUGCAAAAUCUGUGGGGACAAGUCAUCUGGGAUCCACUAUGGGGUUAUCACCUGUGAGGGGUGCAAGGGUUUCUUUCGCCGGAGCCAGCAGUGUAACGUGGCCUACUCCUGCACCCGGCAGCAGAACUGCCCUAUCGACCGCACCAGCCGCAACCGAUGCCAGCACUGCCGCCUGCAGAAAUGCCUGGCCCUGGGCAUGUCCCGAGAUGCUGUCAAGUUCGGCCGCAUGUCCAAGAAACAGAGGGACAGCUUGCAUGCAGAAGUACAGAAGCAGCUACAGCAGCAGCAGCUGCAGCUGCAACAGGAACAAGUGGCGAAGAUACCCCCAGCAGGGGGCCGUGGAGCCGAUGCCCUCACCUGCACCUUGGGGCUCCCUGAUGGGCAGCUGCCCCUGGGUUCCUCACCUGACCUGCCGGAGGCCUCUGCCUGUCCUCCUGGCCUCCUGAGAGCCUCAGGCUCUGGGCUGUUGUAUUCUCACACCUCAGCCAAAGUGGAGCUCAGUGGGGCCCCCUACCACCUGGAGUACAGCCCAGAGAGGGGCAAGGCUGAGGGUGCAGAGAGUGCCUGUAGCACAGGCAGCCAGCUGACCCCUGGCAGAUGUGGACUUCAUUUUGAGGGACCCAAGCAACCUGGGCUUGGGGAGCCAGGACAGGGCCCAGACAACUACUGCAGUCCCAGUUUCUGCAGCACCCCAGAGGCACCAUAUGCCUCCCUGACAGAGAUUGAACACCUUGUGCAGAACGUCUGCAAGUCCUACCGAGAGACGUGCCAGCUGCGACUGGAGGACUUGCUACGGCAGCGCUCCAACCUCUUCUCCCGAGAGGAGGUGACCAGCUACCAGAGGAAGUCCAUGUGGGAGAUGUGGGAGCGCUGUGCCCACCACCUCACCGAGGCCAUUCAGUACGUGGUGGAGUUUGCCAAGCGGCUGUCAGGCUUCAUGGAGCUCUGCCAGAAUGACCAGAUCGUCCUACUAAAAGCAGGAGCAAUGGAAGUUGUGCUGGUUAGGAUGUGCCGCGCCUACAAUGCUGACAACCAUACAGUCUUUUUUGAAGGCAAAUACGGUGGCGUGGAGCUGUUCCGAGCCUUGGGCUGCAGUGAGCUCAUCAGCUCCAUCUUUGACUUCUCCCACUCCCUGAGUGCCUUGCGUUUUUCCGAGGACGAGAUCGCCCUUUACACAGCUCUGGUUCUCAUCAACGCCAGCCGACCAGGGCUCCAGGAAAAGAGGAAAGUAGAACAGCUGCAGUACAAUCUGGAACUGGCCUUCCACCACCAUCUCUGCAAGACUCAUCGCCAAGGUGUCCUGGCAAAGCUGCCGCCCAAAGGGAAGCUGCGGAGCCUGUGCAGCCAGCAUGUAGAAAAGCUGCACGUCUUCCAGCACCUCCACCCCAUCGUGGUCCAAGCCGCCUUCCCACCGCUCUACAAGGAACUCUUCAGCACUGAAAUCGAGUCCCCCGAGGGGCUGUCCAAGUGACCUGGAGGAGGGAUGCUUUUCUUCUUUCCUCAGCACUCUGGCGACCUCCCAGGACCUUGUUCCACCCUCAGCCCAUCUUUAUCUCUUCCCUAAACUU